GGAGAGUCACCCCAGAACAGCUUCACUCGUAUAUCCAGCUCUUCAAAAAGAAAUUUGACGCUCUUGAAAACCACUGCGGGCUUUUGCAGAUCGCACUGGCUGUGGUGCAGACUCUAAAAGACCCCCAGAAUGCCAAAUGGGACAACUUUCUAGCCUUUGAACGGCUGUUUGUGCAGAAUAUUGGUGAGUCAACAUUAUUUAAUGCACUGAAGCAGCUGCUGCCUAUCAUCAAGUCUUACACUAAUAGGACAGCUGAUGAUUACACUCCCGAAGAGUUACUUCUAUUAUUGGUGUAUAUUUACUCCAUAGUGGGAGAAGUCAAAACUGGGAAAGAAUUAAAUGAGGCUGAAAGUCAAGUGAAGGAGGCCUUUGUCCAAGCUAUUUGCGACGAACCUGAGCUACCCCCUUUGCUGCAGAAAAUAGUAG
Messenger RNA from Thamnophis sirtalis, 426 nucleotides. NCBI's taxonomy places the organism in Eukaryota, Metazoa, Chordata, Lepidosauria, Squamata, Natricidae. The record is from RefSeq and is a predicted model, not a curated record.